CAGGAUUGGCGUCACCCCACGGCGGAGGGUGGGGGGACUCAUCAGCGGACGUGGUUUCCGCCCGGACACAGAUGACUGUCGCACACUUGCGGAUAACCGGAUGUGAAGGCGAGAGCCGAGUGGCCGAGGGGAACCCCGGUGUAGUGGUUGCUCCCCCUUCGCCCCAGCGAUGGACGGUGACAGUGAAGGCACCGGUCAGGGGGUUGGAGGGCAGCGGCCAGUCGCACGGGACAGGAGGAAGCGGAGCCGGUCGUCUUCCUCGUCCUCGUCGUCCAGCGAGAGGAGGAAGCACAAGAAGAGGAGCCACGCGUCGAAGAGAAAGAAAGAGGCCAAGCAGAAAAAGAAGAAGUCUAAGAAGCGGAAGAAGAAGCUGAGGAAGGUGAAGAGAGAGCGAGAGCCCGGGGCCGUGGGCGAACAAGCAGUCGGCCCUCCGCAGGAGCUGAGCGAGCAGCCUGGGGAUACUGGGACAGUCGUUACAGAUGAGCAGAAAGCUCGAAUUCAGGCCAUGCGACCGAUGACCAAAGAGGAGUGGGAGACCCGGCAGAGUGUCGUCCGGCACGUUGUGGACCUGGAGACCGGCAGAAAGCGGCUGAUUAAAGGUGAUGGAGAAGUUCUGGAAGAAAUUGUUAGCUUUGAGAGACACAAAGAAAUUAAUAAGCAGGCGACGAGGGGCGAUGGAUUCACUUUCCAGGUGAGAAUGGGCCUGAAAAGGUGACAAAGAGGUGAAAACCUUUGGGAUGACUGGAGGGUUCAGAUCCAUGCGUGCUGAUAAAUAGAAUUUUAUUUGAGAAUGGCUUUUGAUUAGUUUUUAAUAAAUUGUACAGCAAUUGCAA
Messenger RNA from Hypanus sabinus (Atlantic stingray), 833 nucleotides. RefSeq names its product ADP-ribosylation factor-like 6 interacting protein 4 (gene arl6ip4). The record is from RefSeq and is a predicted model, not a curated record. The coding region runs from base 170 to 715 and encodes 181 amino acids. NCBI's taxonomy places the organism in Eukaryota, Metazoa, Chordata, Chondrichthyes, Myliobatiformes, Dasyatidae. The transcript is spliced from 5 exons.